Adineta steineri is the source of this 1125-nucleotide messenger RNA. The record is from the annotation of a GenBank genome assembly. Lineage: Eukaryota; Metazoa; Rotifera; Eurotatoria; Adinetida; Adinetidae.
AUGUAUAGUCUUAUGAACGAAAUUAGUGACACAUAUUGUGAACGUUUUCUUGAAUAUGCUGAUAAGCAAGAAUUAAUAGAUAUGAAAGCAUUAAAUAGUCUAUUUACUCUUGAUAAUAUUGCUUCUUGUCUAUUUGGAGUUGAAACAAAUUCUUUACAGAAUGAAAAUGUUACUUUAAUUAAUUAUUUAAAAAAAUUUUUCAAUCGAGGUCUCUCCAAUAUAAUUCUCAUUAUAUAUUUUAUUUCACCGCAAUUGGCGAUGUAUUUUGGAAAGAAAGGUUAUUCAAUGUUCCCUAAAGAUGCUGUUGAUUAUACAACUAAUCUUCUCAAUCAAAUAUUAGCACGACGUCGACAACAUUUAGAAAGACGAAAUGAUUUUAUUCAAAUGAUGAUUGAUCAUGAAGAAGAAGUUAAUCAUGAAGAGAAUCGAACAAAUCAACAAACAGAUAAAAAAGAACAACAACAACAACAGCAACAAUGGGGAACACUUAGAAAAACUUUGAAUGAUAAAGAAAUACUUAGCCAAGCAGUUGUAUUUUUACUUGCUGGUUAUGAAACAACAAGUAUAUUAAUGUCAUGCUUUUUCUAUAUCAUGGCAACAGAACCAGUCAUUCAGGAAAAGGUUUAUGAGGAAAUUCGACAAGAAAUUGGAGAUGAUGAAGUUACUCAUGAAAAACUCAAUCAACUUCAAUAUUUAGAUAUGGUUAUUAGUGAAACACUUCGUAGAUAUCCACCAGGUAUCAGAUUUGAUCGUAUUGCGGCAUGUGAUUAUCAACUUGGUGAUUAUCAGAUACCAAAAGGUACUAUUGUUAAUGUAUCUGUUUAUCCUAUUCAUCAUGAUCCUGAUGUCUGGCCUGAUCCAGAAAAAUUCAUACCUGAAAGAUUUUUACCAAGUGAAAAAGCUAAACGUCAUCCGAUGACAUAUCUUCCUUUUGGCGAUGGGCCUCGGAAUUGUAUUGGAAUGCGAUUUGCAUUAUUAGAAGCUAAACUUGGAAUAGUCAAAGCACUUCGUGCUGUAGAAUUUCAAAAAUGUGAAAAAACAGCAGUUCCAUUACAAUUAGGAAAGUUUGAAAUCAUAAAUACCAAAAUUGGUGUUUGGCUACGUGUUGUUCGUCGAUCACAAUGA